AAUUGAAAAAACUAAAAGUUAUAACUUGAUCCAAUAGGAGUGUCUUGAAUGAAAUUACAUAGAAAAGAGGGGUAUGUAUAAAAAGCCUUUGGUGAUUCGUAUUUUUCUUUGCAAGCUUAGGGAAAGAUUCGGGCAGAAUUGCGCGUGGUCGUCUGGCUGAGGAGAGGAAAGCAUGACGUAAGAAUCACCCUCAUGGUUUUGUGGCAAAACCGGAGACUGGUCCUGAUGGCUGUGUCAAUUUGAUGGUCUGGCAAUGUUCUAUCCCUGGUAAACCUUCGACUGACUGGGAUGACGGUCACUAUCCACUAACUAUGCACUUCAGUGAAGACUAUCCAAGCAAACCCCCGAAGUGCAAGUUUCCACCAGACUUCUUUCAUCCAAAUGUCUAUCCUUCUGGAACUGUAUAUUUGUCUAUUCUCAAUGAGGAUAGUGGAUGGAGGCCAGCCAUUACAGUUAAGCAAAUUUUGGUGGGUAUCCAAGAUUUGCUUGACCAGCCAAAUCCCAAUGAUCCAGCACAAACUAAUGGUUAUCAGCUCUAUAUGCAGGAUUCAGUUGUGUACAAGAGGCGAGUGAAGCAGCAGGAUAAGCGAUAUCCAGCUCUCCUCUAGUUUUAGCUCUGCUUGACGACUCUGUAAUUAAAUUUGACUGAGCAACUUUCUCUUGAUUCUUAGCAAAACCAAUAGUCCUCAUUGACAUAGUCGCUCUGUGGCUAACUUUGGGUGCUUAUCUUGUCUAUGAUUUUUCUCUUGAUUCUUAGCAAAACCAAUAGUCCUUGUUGACAUAGUCGCUCUGUGCAACAUGCAUGCUUUCUCGUGUUUUUUGAUUACAUUCAGAAUUGUACAAAA
Molecule: messenger RNA, 845 nt
Organism: Solanum dulcamara
Lineage: Eukaryota; Viridiplantae; Streptophyta; Magnoliopsida; Solanales; Solanaceae
Product: SUMO-conjugating enzyme SCE1-like
Exons: 5
Coding region: 243-608 (121 amino acids)
Biological process (GO): protein sumoylation
Cellular component (GO): nucleus
Molecular function (GO): SUMO conjugating enzyme activity
Source: RefSeq, a predicted model, not a curated record